Mizuhopecten yessoensis (Yesso scallop) is the source of this 1767-nucleotide messenger RNA. Its product is annotated as selenoprotein H-like. The record is from RefSeq and is a predicted model, not a curated record. Gene Ontology annotation, cellular component: Golgi apparatus. The transcript has 3 exons. The coding region runs from base 1 to 270 and encodes 89 amino acids. Lineage: Eukaryota; Metazoa; Mollusca; Bivalvia; Pectinida; Pectinidae.
AUGAUUGCAUUCCAACCCAUUGUGUCACAGAGGGUUUUCAAGCGCAGAGCUCUCGCCUUGGCUGAAGACCUGCGUGAAUCAUUUGGAGCAGAUUUACAGGUGGAUCUUAAUCUGGACAAACCAAGACGAGGAACGUUUGAGUGCACUUUAUUCAAAGAAGAUGAUUCUGAAGUCCUGGUUUGGACAGGUAUUAAGAAAGGACCACCAAGAAAAUUGAAGUUUCCUGAGUCGGAAGAAGUUGUGAAGGCGAUAAAAAAAGCUUUGCAGUAGAGUUUUUUAUGUAGUUUCAAUCACGUUUUCAGUCUCUUGAAUUUUGUUUGUGUGUAGCAUUUAAAAGGCUUGUUGUCUUGACUCUUUUUGUGAGGGAGUAUGACCUGUUUUCAAGUGUGUAUGACGGAUAGUGUACACAAAGGGAGGUAACUCCUGUAUACAUCCUGAUGAUUUCCACUUCUUACAGAGUUGUACACGUGCACAAAAUGGUGUAGAGUUAACAGGCCUAGUUGUAAUAGAUGUAAUUAAUUUUAGAAACAAACUACUACUGUAAAACCUGUUCUAUCCAAAUAUCACUGUAUUUAUAUACCAACUCAGACUUGAUGGAUUGGCACAUCUCCCUAUAAAAGUAAAGCCUGAUUUGAGCAGGGCCAUCACAAGUACAACUACUGGUUAACAUCAUAUCUACAAGGUUUUUUUCUGAUCCCAUUUUGGAGAAAAUGUAUUACCAUAAACUAAAUGUUUGUUUUUUAAGAUGUGGAUGUUGGCUAUGUUUCGUUCUAGGCUCAGUAGAUAUAGAUAUGUCCAGUCUGCUUAAGGAUUAAUAUCCAUUAAUGUAGGUUCUACAAUAACAUUGCGUUGUCUAAACUUUUUUGGGAGAAGGGACCAAGCACUUCAAGUACCAUUGUUUCAAACUAUCCUAUUCAUCAUGUUAGAUUUACUUCUAAUGCAAUAUAUAAUAUGUGGAGUAGCAUCUAACCGUAGGGCUAGGAUGUGUUGUUAAGAUUGUUUUCAUGUUAUGUAUUUUUCUAGCAGUUUGGAAUGAAUCACAUAUAACACCUGCUUUGAUAUCUCUAGGAACUUCGUUAUAUUUUGUACAUACCGUUUAUACAUGUUAGUGUGUAAAUAACCUGUCAUUGCAAUUUGGCUGACCUGUAUCAUUUCUUUGUGGUCAUCAUGGGACAGGUUUUGUCUAGACUGGUGUUGCACAAGGUACAGUGAUAUUGUUGUAAACUUAUAAUGACCAAGCUGACUUCUUAAGUCAUGAAUUCAUUAGGAAUCACAUUGGUGGAAUUAUCAUUCUCAGUGGUUGACUGAGGGAGCACAGGUAUUCCACUUUUGAUCUGAAAUGUGACAGGUGCUGUCCUUCCUGAAAUGAUAAUCACAGUGCUAGAAGCAGAGGAUAGGGAAGCGGCGUCAUUUGGGCUGGUUCAGCUCUGCCUGUUGGGUAGCUGUAGUUAUGACGGUGGCUGAGCAGACACCUAUCGGUGCCUUAUAAGUUUACAGCUUGCCAAAGAGGAUGGAUGUCUGUCUAGUUUUAAUUUUAUCAUCUUGGGUUAUGGACCCACAGCCUGAGCUGCCAUUUCGAAGCAUAUGGAUUUAGACAAAGUGACCUUUAUUGGUUCCACAUAGAUGGGACAACUAAAACAUUUCAUUGCAGCCAGCAGCAACCUGAAGAGACUCUUGCCCUGAUAUUCAGAGAUUUUUUUAGCUCACCUGGCCCAAAGUUCCAUAAGGCCCAGGGUCAAGAUAUUUCCUCAUUAAAAUGACCUUGAC